Molecule: messenger RNA, 1355 nt
Organism: Acomys russatus (golden spiny mouse)
Lineage: Eukaryota; Metazoa; Chordata; Mammalia; Rodentia; Muridae
Gene: Acp5
Product: acid phosphatase 5, tartrate resistant
Exons: 4
Coding region: 34-1017 (327 amino acids)
Biological process (GO): bone resorption
Molecular function (GO): acid phosphatase activity; ferric iron binding; ferrous iron binding
Source: RefSeq, a predicted model, not a curated record
CAGGGACUCCAGACUUUGUCUCUCCCCUCGAAGAUGGAUGGAUGGAGGGUGCUGCUGGGCCUGCAAAUCAUGGUACUCCCACUCCUGGCUCACUAUACAGCCCCCACUUCCACUCUGAGAUUCGUGGCUGUGGGUGACUGGGGAGGGGUCCCCAAUGCCCCAUUCCACACAGCCCGGGAAAUGGCCAACGCUAAAGAAAUCGCCAGAACCGUGCAGAUUAUGGGUGCUGACUUUAUCAUGUCCCUGGGAGACAAUUUCUACUUCACAGGCGUGCAUGAUGCCAACGACAAAAGGUUCCAGGAGACCUUUGAGGAUGUGUUUUCCGACCGUGCCCUCCGCAAUGUCCCCUGGUACGUGCUGGCUGGAAACCAUGACCACCUUGGCAAUAUCUCAGCACAAAUUGCCUACUCCAAGGUCUCCAGGCGCUGGAACUUCCCCAGCCCUUACUACCGUUUGCACUUCAAAAUCCCACGGACGAACACAACUGUGGCCAUCUUCAUGCUGGACACGGUGCUGCUGUGCGGGAAUUCUGAUGACUUUGUCAGUCAGCAGCCCAAAAUGCCCCGAGACCUGGGAGUGGCCCGUACUCAGCUGUCCUGGCUCAAGAAGCAGUUGGCAGCAGCCAAGGAGGACUACGUUUUGGUGGCCGGCCAUUACCCGAUCUGGUCCAUAGCUGAGCACGGACCCACCCGAUGCCUAGUCAAAAACUUGCGGCCGCUGUUGGCCACAUACGGGGUCACUGCCUACCUGUGCGGGCACGACCACAACUUGCAGUAUCUUCAGGAUGAGAACGGCGUGGGCUAUGUGCUGAGUGGGGCCGGCAACUUCAUGGACCCCUCGGUGAGACAUCAACGCAAGGUCCCCAACGGCUACUUGCGCUUUCACUAUGGAGCUGAGGACUCCCUGGGCGGCUUCACGUACGUGGAGAUAAGCCCCAAAGAAAUGAGUAUCACCUACGUGGAAGCUUCUGGAAAAUCACUCUUCAAGACCAGCCUCCCCAGGCGACGCAGACUCUGAACAUCUAGAACCGUCCUGCUUGCCUCCUAAUGGGUCUAAUAAGGCAGGAAGCGUCUGCAAGCAUGGUGGGUGGACCCUAGGAGGACCUCAUCCACAGGCAACUAUUUCUCUGGCCCCUGGUGCUCUGGCAGAGUGGGAAGGGAGCCACAGAGGCUUCUGUGUAGGAAAGAAGUAUGCGCUCACCGACUCGCCCCACCCCACAGCCAGGCUCACCCCCGAGGUUUUUGGGUAGAGCUUUCAUGGAGUGGGGCAUUCUUCUGAACCAAGCAUCUUACUGCCACUGCUAUUCAAUAAAAGAAUCGUUGUCGAGGCUGCGCUUGUCUCCCAGAUGUGUGCGU